CAAUUCCGAAUCCCAGUGCGUUGUUUGGGCUCGAAACCUGCGCGCAUCCCUCCCCCCUACCAGUCGCUCAGAGGACAAAGACUAAAAUGGGUCAGAGUCUGAAGAGAGCAUCUCUCGCAUCAGACACACACCGACUCUAUAUCUAAAAUAGAUGACUUAAGAAUCAGUAAAGCAAUCGUUUUUUAGACUAGGGAUCCGACACUGACGGGAAUCGGGUUAUUUUUUUCCUACUACGGUGGAUGAACUCAAACGGGUCGGGAGAAUGUUUACUGAGAUCUGAAGGCACGCAGUGCCCACACUACGUAGCCUGUGUACAAAGCUGCUUCUGGAGAAGUCUUUGGAUGUAGCGAUCGACAAGAUGCUGUACAAGUCCUCCAACGGGUAACGGCUGCCUCUCGGAACGGAGCAGGGUCGCUAUGACAUAAGCAGUGUGGAGCAGCUUGUGAAACCAGUUUGUGGAGCCCGAUACCGGUGUGUGAGUCUGCUCUUCGGAUGCUGCGCCGAGGUCCAUUCGUCCUCCAAGAUUACGGGCUAAGAGACACAGGGGUCGAAGUGCUUCUCUGAAGGAGUGUGUUGUUCGGACUGUGGACCCACGGAGCAGAUCGGAGCAUCUUAUGGGGACCCGUUCACACUCACUGGCUGCUGAAACCAUACGAGUUGUUCCUGGAUCGCCUCCGACUCCACCGGGCUUACAUCACCGACCGUAAAAGAGAGAGAGACAGGACAGAUCCGGUUCCGGAUAAACGGCUCGCGCUGUGACCAUGGCAACCGUGAUGAGGAUACCCACGCUCGCCGGGGUCGCCAUGGCGAUGGUGAUGCUCUCAGCCGGCCUGGCCUCAGUGUCGGGCCUGGAGCCGGAGACGUGCUUCUCGCGGCAGCACCGGCAGGCAACCGUCAACGUGCGCCUGGCCUCCAGCCGGCCCGGGACCGUCAUCGAUUCCCGCAUCGUCAAUUCGGAGCGCGACUGCAUCCUGGCUUGUUGCUCAGAGGAAGUGGCGCCAGGAGCCAAGUGCAACAUGGCCGUGUUUAAGGCCAAGAAGCCGGCCGCCUCUGACAACUGCCUCCUGUUCCACUGCGACACGGAGCAGGACUGCCCCCUCAUGAUGGCCGGCGACGGAGUCAACACCUACGAUAUAUUCAAGGGGGUUCUUCAUUCUACCACCACGAUGGCGCCAGUGACCACGACCGCUGCCACCCCCACCACCACCACCACCACAACACAACCCCCUCCCCCCACCACCACCACCCCCACCACCACGCAACCCCCGUCAACCACCACCCUGCCGCCCACAACCACGACCGAGACACCGGUCGUCAUCAUCGCCACCGUGCCCGCCGUCGAGGAACUGCCCGCCGUCGAGGAACUGCCCCCCGCGACCACGACCCAGACGGCCACGCAGCGAGCUACGCCCCCCUCGACGGCGGCUACGCCCCCUUCGACCACCACCACCACCACCACCACCACCACUGCCGCAAGAAAGCCCAACAAACCCACCAAAAAGCUCAACAAAAACGUCAAGAAACUCCGCCCGCAUCCGGUGGUCGUUGACCCCACCCCCAACAACACCACCACCACCACCACCACCACGGCGGCCCCCGAGCCACCCGAGGACGUCCAGACCUCCACCGUGGCCGGGGUCUUCGUGGUCGCCGAGGGCGACGUCCAGUCGGGCCGCGCGCUGAAGAAGCCGGACGGGCCGGACGGGGGAGUCGUCCCCGAGGGCGAGGGCGUGCGGAAGACCGGCGCGACGUCACACGGAGCCCUCAAGAGCGGCCUAGUGGUGCUGAUGGUGCUGGGGCUGGCGGUGCUCACGAUGGCGCUGGCCAUCGGAGGACGCAAAGCCAUGGAGUCCUUCGACCGGCGCCAUUACACCCGCCUGGAGCUCAACGACCUGCACUACGAGGUGUAG
This is a messenger RNA of Gadus morhua (Atlantic cod), 1910 nucleotides long. RefSeq names its product MANSC domain containing 1 (gene mansc1). NCBI's taxonomy places the organism in Eukaryota, Metazoa, Chordata, Actinopteri, Gadiformes, Gadidae. The record is from RefSeq and is a predicted model, not a curated record. Bases 762 to 1910 code for a protein of 382 amino acids. The transcript has 7 exons.